UGUCACGUGACCAAACAGCAGCCAUCUGUGGACACCUCACCUGCUACAUGUAACUGGGGCUGAUUAUCGACCAAUAUGUGACAUUUAGUCCGUUGCAGCGUUGAAGCUUAUCUGUAAUUUUACAUUCCGUCCAUGUUUCAAGUACCAAAGCUGCACUAGUCAGCAUGUCUGCAGGCUUGCACACUAUGAAUGGUGGGUCCAACCUGCCUCCCAUCACUGAGGGGAAACCCAUGGACAGCAUCCUCAGAGCUAAAACUACAGUUCUGAAACAUAAGAAGAAGAAAAGAGAACGCUCAGUAACAGGGAUAUCAAGUGAAAAUGCCAAUAAAAAAAGAAUUGACUAUGUUUUGGUGUAUACAGAGGAGCAGCUGAAGCCAGAUGCAGAUAAGGAAGAAAUUGAGGAGUUUGAACAGAGAAAAGCAAUGAGGACAAAGUUUCAGGGAGCUCUAAUGGCUGAGGGAUUGACAUUGAAUGAACUGCAUGUUGUAGAUAAAGAUGAUAAACAUGAAGUCUUUGUCUUGGUUCACACUGGGUUUGAGGAUCUGUGUCUGGAAGCUGAGAGUGUUCACCUGGAGAUGCCUUUAAAAGGGCUGAAGGUCAGUGAACAAAGAGAAGACAUUGAGGAAGAGGAGAAGUCAUAUGGUAGGAAACUACAAGACUGGGUUCAAGAAUUGCAAAGAGUCUAUCUGCAGACAGAUAAUGAAGAGGACUACAUCAGUGCACCCUUUCAGUGUUCAAAAUCUAAUCACUUCAAAGAUUUUGAGGACAAGGACAAGUUUUUCCGUAGUUCUUUGCGAAGUUUAUUGACGCACAACAUAUUAAUCAACACAGAUGUCAGGGACAAGACAGAGAAGGAAUCCAUUCUGAAACAUGCCAACCCAAAGAACAAGAGUCUGAAAAAACCAGAUAUCCUGGCCAAAAAAGCUCUUCCUUAUCUUCUUCACAAAAAGAUCUACACAGAUGCCUUCAUCAUCCACGAUGAAUCAGUUGAUGAUCCUGAAAAUCCUAGCAACAAAAACAAGAGUAAGCCUUGUAGCUCAUGUUGUGAGGAGGAGUUUGUCAACCCAGUGGGGUUUGAUAUGGACCCUCGCUGGACUCUGAAUCACACAUGGACUAGAAUCUUCAAGUACCAGCCCCUCUGGAAGAUAAGGAAUUACUUCGGGGAAAAGAUUGCCCUGUAUUUUGCAUGGUCUGGUUUGCUUAUUACUUCACUAUGGAUGCCAACUUUGUUUGGUCUGAGCAUAUUUUUCUAUGGGUUGCAUUUGAGUGUCCAAAGACUUGGCAAUCCAUUUCAUGUCAACACCACAUCCACUGAGAACCAGACAGAGCUGGAACUUAUUAAGAGGCUGGUGGACACGGCAGAAAACCUGAUGGAUGUGAUCAAGGAAGCCUGUGAUAAUGAAGUGACUCCAUUCUUUGCUCUAGCCAUAUGUCUCUGGGGCACAAUUUUCCUUGAAUACUGGAAGCGGACAAAUGCCACACUGGCCUAUGAGUGGGACGUGAACAACUUUGAAGUGGCUGAGCCAGACAGACCAGGCUUUAAAGGGACUCACAGUAAGAUGGAUCCCAUAACAGAUGAGCUAACGUGGUACUACCCCUUCUACCGCCAGUGUACCAAGUAUGCCGCAUCCUGCAUGGUCCUAGUGCUUAUGGUGUGCCUGGUGUUCAUCAGUGUGGCUGGAGUGAUAUUGUACAGAGUGGUGAUUACUGUGGACUACUGUACCAUAUGGCCCUCUACCAUGUGUCUGCUCUUUGGCACUAUAGCUUCCUCACUCAUGAAUGCCAUAUCCAUACUCAUUCUGGGCAAGAUUUAUGACAAAAUAGCAUAUAUUCUGACAGAUUGGGAAAACCACCGAACUCAAACAGCAUAUGAUGAUGCCUUGGUGAUCAAGCUGUUUGCUUUCCAGUUUGCAAACUCCUACGCCUCUUUGUUUUACAUUGCCUUUUUCAGAGGGUUAGAUGAAGGGUUGUUUGGUUUGGGUGAUAAGUAUGUGGACACGUGUGGUACUGGCAAUAACUGUAUGUCCAUGUUAUCCUUCCAAGUGUUGGUGCUCAUGAUUAUCAAACCCUUCCCCAAGUUAUUGAAAGAUGUCUGCAUACCUUACCUGAAGCAGUUGUGGAGGGAGAAAAUCAAGGGCUGCUGCAGCAGAAAAGAAAACAAAGUCAGCCCAGAGAAAGAUGUCAAAGUCACAAUAGAUGACUAUGUGGAAAGAGAGAGACAGAAACCAAAGCUGGAAGACUUCACUCUGAGUGAAUACACAGAGAAGGUCAUCCAGUAUGGCUACCUUAUGUUGUUCUCGGCCUCACUGCCGCUAGGACCUCUGAUAGCCCUGCUGACCAACCUGUUUGACCUAACAGUGGACGCCAAGAGACUACUGUGGUGGUACCGCCGACCAGUGGCUUUUGUAGCACAAGAUAUAGGCAUGUGGUACUCCAUCUUGCAGUUUGUCAAUGUAUGUGGGGUGGUAAGCAACGCCUUCCUCAUAGCUUUUACUGCACAGUGGGGAAAACAGUUUGGUGCAGUGGAAAAGCUUUGGCUUGUCAUCAUAUUUGAGCACACUGUGUUUGCCCUGAAAUUUCUGCUGACCUAUAUCAUCCCUGAUGUCCCAUACAAGAUAGAGAUUCAACAAAACAGGGAAAAGUACCAGGUUGCCAAGAAGCUAGAAAGUGGGCAGUUCUUGAAUAAAGCACAGAUGAAGAUGGACAUCAUAGCACAAGCAGCCACCUAUGUGGCAAGAACUGGCUCUGUUGAUGCUUUACAAAAUAACCCAGACUAUUUAAAAGCAGAGGAACCCACACCACAGGGUAGUGCAUCCUCAUUAAAACACAGGCACAAGAAGAAGAAACACAAGCUGAAGCUUCUGGGAAAACUUGGCAUUGCUGAUCAGUCAGCCUCCAAGGCCAGCUCCAGGGUGACACUGAAUGAUGCUGAUGAUGGGGCUGCCCUGGUACCUGGCUCAGAGAGGAAGAAGAGGAAGAAGAAGGGUCAUCAUCACAAACAUGGUGGGCAUGAAGACCAAGGUUAUACAGGUGACACAGACUUGACUCCACGGCUGGAACAGGGUACACUCGCCCCCCGUGUUGAUGUGGGUGCGUACCCCGUGGAACAGGUGGAAUAUGAGUAUGAACCAGGAAGACAGCAUCUUCACAACAAGUCUGACAGCAACAUCAGCUAUGACAAGCAAGGGAUGACUUACCUGAGUAUGGAGGAGAAGUUUCCCAACUCCAGACCUGGACCUCCCCUGGAGAACAAGACCGUCCUGAAACAACUGCCCGCCAUUGAUGAGGUGAAGGUGGCGACUCCUGCUGGCAUUUACCAAAUUCCUUGGGAGAGUCAUGCAUGAAAAUCGUCUCAUGUCAUCUGUGAUAUCUCUGAGAAUAAACUUGUUAUCAAAUGUUUUUGCAAAAGAAUAUACUAGGAUCUCUGAUUUGUUUGGUAACUUCAAGAACUCAACAUAUAUACAUAUUAUUAUUAAAAUAAAGGGUUCGAUAAUAUUUUAUUCAGGGUUGGUAUUUUACUUAGGGUUCAUUUGACAAUCUCACAGAUUUGCAGAAUCUUCGUUUUGUUGUAAUUGCAAAUCCAUGUAACGUUUAUUAAAUGAAAAAAAAAAGCAUGAAAUUGGAUAUUUUUGUAAAGCUAUACCAGUAUUGAGGGUACAUUUUAUAUAAAGAAAGACUGAUCAGUGAUGAAUUGCUGAGCAUUUUAAAGAUAUAUGUAUGAAGUUUUCAAAGCAAAUGCUUCAAACACCAGAAAUAUGUAUAAUUUUAUACAAAGGAUAGCAGGUCUAUUUAUAACAAUAAAUUAUGAUAAUUAUAGAUUUUUAAAAGGAAUACAAUUAUAGUCUUUUUUAGUGAAAUGUUGGUACAUUUCAGGUUUUAAUAUUGUAUGGACAUUGAUUAGAUGCGGUAUUGUUAUGUUUUUAGCGUCCAUUUGAGACCAUAUAAUAUUAUGUGCUACACAAAAGCCCCUAUAGCCCACGGUAAAGGUAUGUAGGGCCUCCUUAUCUCUAAGAUAUUCUAGAGGUAAAAUUUCUCUCUCUUCAGUAAAAAUUACUUAAAAUUAUUUAAGGAUUUUGAAUGCUUUGUUAAGAAAAUAAUUGUCCACAACUGUACAGCAAUAAAUGCAGCAGCC
Molecule: messenger RNA, 4132 nt
Organism: Lingula anatina
Lineage: Eukaryota; Metazoa; Brachiopoda; Lingulata; Lingulida; Lingulidae
Product: anoctamin-7-like
Source: RefSeq, a predicted model, not a curated record